AUGGCUCGCCCACGAGCUGCGUCAGGGGCGGAUGCACCUAAAGAGCCACAUGCUGUGUCUCUCAAAGUCUUGCGUCUGUCUCGCCCCUCCUUGUCAUAUCAGUCUCCUCUUCCCACAGCCAAUACCAAAAUCGCUCCUGAGGCCUCACUGAGCUUUCCGUCAAAUCACACUGAUCAUCAAUUUAUUCUCACUCCUCUUCUCACGCUUCCCCCGUCGUUCGGAUCAGUCUACGUUGGUGAAACAUUUGCUUGCACCCUCAGCGCGAACAAUGAAAUCCCCAAAGAUGAUACGGAUCGAGUGGUCACCUCAGUCCGAAUUGUUGCUGAAAUGCAAACUCCUUCCUCAGUUGCCACUCUCGACCUUGAACCAGCCAUCGACACGGCCCAGUCAGAGGGCCUUCAACUUGGCGAAUCACUUCAGAAGAUCCUGCGCUACGAUCUGAAGGAGGAAGGUAAUCAUAUACUUGCUGUGAGCGUCAGCUAUACCGAGACUCGUAUUGGAGAAGAUGCGCAGGCGGCAAGUGGUCGUGUCCGUACUUUCCGGAAGCUCUAUCAAUUUGUCGCCCAGCCGUGUCUCAGUGUGCGCACGAAGGCAUCAGAGUUGCCGCCUCUGGAGGUGGAGAAUAAAUCUCUUGGUCCGUACGGAAAAACGCGUUUGCUGCGGUUCGCUCUCGAAGCGCAACUCGAGAACGUGGGCGAUGGGGCGGUCGUGGUAAAGAGUACACGGCUCAACCCGAAGGCGCCCUUCAAAUGCCAGUCGCUCAACUGGGAUGCCAGUGUUUCUGACCCAUCGGCAUCGGGGCCCCCAACCCUUAACCCACGGGAUGUCCUUCAAGUUGCCUUUCUCAUUGAGCAAGAGGAAAGUCGCACAGAAGGCCUCGAGGCCCUGCAAAAAGACCUUCGGCGGGACGGUCGUGCGACCUUGGGUCAAUUGUCGAUAGAAUGGCGAGGCGCUAUGGGAGAUAAGGGUUUUCUCACGACAGGCAACCUCAUGAGCCGAAGACGCCCCUAA
Molecule: messenger RNA, 1011 nt
Organism: Penicillium oxalicum
Lineage: Eukaryota; Fungi; Ascomycota; Eurotiomycetes; Eurotiales; Aspergillaceae
Product: trafficking protein particle complex subunit 13
Exons: 5
Coding region: 1-1011 (336 amino acids)
Cellular component (GO): TRAPPIII protein complex
Source: RefSeq, a predicted model, not a curated record